Hyaloscypha bicolor E is the source of this 2082-nucleotide messenger RNA. RefSeq lists its product as uncharacterized. NCBI's taxonomy places the organism in Eukaryota, Fungi, Ascomycota, Leotiomycetes, Helotiales, Hyaloscyphaceae. The transcript has 7 exons. The record is from RefSeq and is a predicted model, not a curated record. The coding region runs from base 131 to 1897 and encodes 588 amino acids.
CAGCGCCCCUCCAACCCUUUCGACUGAAGACAACGUUACAAAAGGGGCCGACCCCCAGAACCCGCUAAGCUUGGGUUUUCUCCGGACGUACUUCGUACGGCUGAAAUGCCGUGGACCCUGCCUCAUCAGAAUGGAUUGGGUACCCAAUUCCGACCUCUUCGUAGCCCCUAAUCGCAUUGAUGAAUUUGAUUGCGAGUUGGAUGUUAAAAAUGCAGGACAGUGUUGCAAGGUCGUUCAGAGCUACAGCGUGGUGAACGCUGCCGGCCAAGGCACGAUUGUUAAUAACGAGAUCAUGCUUUUGGAUGUACAGGAUUGGAACGAUUGGUUCACGUCUCAGGUAUUCGUCCCAGACGACGCGACAUUAACAUUAGCAAGUAUUCCACAAAAUGGAUUUUGUAUCCUUUUCAUCCCAAGAGCUGCGGACGCGGAACUCACCGAGUCUACGAUAGCAUCUGGAUUCACAGAUCUUCCUAUGAGUAAGGACCACUGGGAGAAGGUCGCAAACGCAUUUCACUUACCCGGACACUUUACAAAGGUCGCCACAAGACGGUUGACAUCCAUAAUCACGAUAUAUCGCACCUGCGAGUUCUCACAAGUUAGGGAGAAGCUCUGGAUGCACACGUUCACGAUCAAUCCGAAGAGCCAUCAGGCAUUCGCUGUGGCUGCCACACACUUCGAGUCAUGCCAGUUUACUUUUUCGAUCAUGGUUGGUUGCACUGACGACCAGAUUAACAACGUCAAACGGCUGGUUGCAGAUGACGCAGUCAGUAUUGGUCACGAUCGAUUUAGUUGGGAGCUCAUAAAAGAAGUUCGGUCGAUUCGAGAUGAGAGCAAGACAGUCGAAGAAGAAACCGAAACGACGAAACUUCAGCUGUCCAAAGCUAUUUUGCCGGGAAUUGCGACACUUUUGGCCCAAUAUACCAAUGAUGGUACCUCGAGAGGAGGUGAGAAUCUUGAUGCUAGACCUCCUGCUGCCGCUACGCCUGCUGCCACCACACCUGCUGCUACUACCGCUACUCCAACUCCUAUUGCCAUUAGACAAAAUCGCGAAACAUUUGUUGAAAUUACAAAUCUUUUCUCGGAACGAUUUAAUGAUAUCUUGUCCAGAUUUGACGGUCUGAGCGCAAAAUGCAGGAUAUAUGUAGAGGGAAUAUCAUUUACUACAGAUAUAAUCAGAAGCGAACUAGCGAGACAAGAAGCCAAUAUAAGCACGCAAAACACAAAAUUUGGGGCUGCAAUCUCCUUUGUAGCUUUGGUUUUUCUCCCCGCGACGGCCAUUGCUACCAUAUUUGCUAUGCCUAUAUUUGGAUGGACUAACGACUGGAUUGAUCUGUCCUUCCAUCCCAUCAAACAGGAUAAUACUUCGUCCUCUAAUUCAGGUUCCAACAAUGCCCCCAAGCUGCCCGUGGUUUCUGGAUACUUAUGGGUCUAUCUCAUCAUAGCAGUCGUUAUCACUUUGGUCACCUUGGGGAUUUUUCUUUGCUGCAUUCGUGACAUAAUAUGGCCUAAAAGCCCGGGCGGCGGAACUCGAAAUGCUGGCAAAGCUCCGGCAGCAAACCCACUAACACCUAUAACCACGACCACGAUCACGCAACCAAUCCAAACGCUGGUUUCCUCUACAACUAUUCGAUCACAAGCUAGCUCGACCGCUACAAGGAGCACCGGUGGUGGUGGUCAUACAGGACAUCAGACAGCAGUCCGACGGCGCAUUAUCCCGCCUGGACUUUCGGCUUCCACUUCCAACCUCGCAAACCCCCGCCAAGUUGUUGACGCGAUGCCAGCCCGUGCUUCAACAUUUGGAGUAUCUAGCACUGUGCGACCUGCAGACGGUAUGAGCGAAUUCCGGAGAGAAAAUGCAGCUCACGCCGAGGAUUCUCUUCCAUCUGGCAUUGUCUAGUUUUAUUUAUUACAAUACCGGCUGUGGUCAGGGCCGAACCCAGUUUUUGGGCUAUUCUCUCGGUAUCAGGUGAUACUUUUUAAUAACCUCUCAAAAGGUCUGUUUAGGAGAUCGGUACCUACUCCUCGGGAGAACAUCCGCCAGGGCUUUUAUUAGAGGAGUUUAUCGGCCUUAUAUCAAAUUAG